This is a messenger RNA of Oreochromis aureus, 1534 nucleotides long. RefSeq names its product heat shock protein beta-7-like. The transcript has 3 exons. Bases 1 to 600 code for a protein of 199 amino acids. The record is from RefSeq and is a predicted model, not a curated record. NCBI's taxonomy places the organism in Eukaryota, Metazoa, Chordata, Actinopteri, Cichliformes, Cichlidae.
AUGGCAUCGCUGACAUCUUCCAGCCGCAGAUCUUCCUCAUCGUACCGCUCAUCAGCACGCUACAGCACUUCUAGCUCUUACUGCACAGAGGGGUCUCUGGGUGGAUCACCUGAUUCACUGGAUACCAUUCUUGAGCCUUUUCUCGACUACGCCGAUCAUUCCAGUCUGUUUGGAGAGGAGGGCCCUGGAGGACCAAACUGUCUGGCCCCAUUCAGAAGGCACAGCAGACCCUCCUAUGGGCAUGAUGCUCCUGUGGGGGGCGCUGCAACAGUUGGACAGACCAGCACAGGUGGUGUAGUGAGAUGUCUGGGAGACAGCUACUACAUGUCAGCUGAUGUCAGCCAGUUUGAGCCACAUGAUGUAGUGGUGCUGGCCUACAACCAACACGUGGUCAUCCACGCCCAGAAGGUUUUGGAUGAUGGCAGCAUCAGUGACACGUUCACCCAUAAGUCCCUGUUCCCUGAGGAUAUGGACCCCCUGUCAGUCAGUGGGACCCUUAAUCCUGACGGUACCCUGGUGGUGAGUGUUCGCCGGAAAUCAGCACUCACUGGGAAAGAGCACCUGGGUAUCCCAGUCUACAACAGUGGGGCUGACCUUUGACCUGUGCGCACAAAGUGUGUCUUGUGGUUUCUCCCAUGGUUUUAUAAUGAUCUUUUAUAACAUUAUAGUGUUAGAGGUGAAGCUCAUGUGCACUGAAUAUUUAUAUAAAUGAGUAAUUAAUUAAUCAUUAUUUAUAGUAUAAGCACAACUUGGCACCACUACUUCCUCUUUUAGCUUGCAAUCAUAUCAUUUGCUUCCAGUAAAUCUCUCGCUGUCUCAACCUCUCUACCAGGAUGAUCAGGCUAAACACUCCACCAUACAUUAAAAAUCCCACAAAUCUAUCAGACAGAUUAUUAAGUUCAUGUUUACAUCAUGUUUUCUUACAUUACUUUCCAAACAAAAGUCUUCCAAACCCCCAGGAACGAUCAGGUGCUGCAGGAACUAAAAGCCCAGGGAAGCCCAUCGUUAUCAGACGUGUGGUAAUUAGUCAAAUAAAGCACCUCUUGUUUUCCCAGUGUUGUUUUUAAUCACAAAAAAACAGAAAAAAAACAAAGCAAAACUUGAUGAUAUAAAAUGCAAAGCUCAUCUUUGUGUUGUUUUGCUGAAGCGCAGUGAAUAGACACGCUACUAAUAGCAGCAGAGGCUGCAGGGACAGUACUUUCAGACCUGCACCAUCAUCUGGCUCACAUGUGUCUGACAGAACACUCAGCUCCUCUCUUUGAUCGGUCCAGCUGUGCACCUUUUGUAUUUUUACACUUCAACUCUGUUUCACAGGCAUCACUGAGGCAUGUACUGAUCUCAUAACGCUUCUAAAACACAUGUGACCUCUAGCUCAAUGCUGAGGCCCUCUGUAUCCUGUCAAUACGAAGACGGGGGACUGUGCUGCUCUUCUGCUAAACCUGCUGGUUUUACUCUGCAGAAUUUAAUUCUCUGAAACAAUUUGUUGCAGGAAAACAUGACAGAUUUAUUGAAUUAUAAUUUGCUGAUGUAAAGU